Molecule: messenger RNA, 597 nt
Organism: Lactuca virosa
Lineage: Eukaryota; Viridiplantae; Streptophyta; Magnoliopsida; Asterales; Asteraceae
Source: the annotation of a GenBank genome assembly
AUGGGAAAUUUUGGUAAUGAAGAUGAAGAACAAGGAAAUCGAAGUGAAUUCAAUAAAGAAGAGGUCUCGAAUUUGAAUUCAGUUGUCGAAAAUGUUUCUAAGAGUGUUGGUCUAGUUGAUAGCCAGGAAGGUGUAACUUUUAGUCAAUUCACGUGUGACCAAAUUGUUGAAAAUUUUCUUAUUGAUUUGAAUCGAGCUAAUGUGUUUUUGUUAUAUAGUUUAAUCAUAUAUGACUUUAAUUUUGUAUUUUUGAAUAUUAUAUGUACUGAGCACUUGGUUGAGGGUGGUAUAAAUGAGAAAGCAGUUGAAGAUGAUAUUAAUGACGUUUUGACUGGUUUUAAGAACAAUGAAUUUGAUGAAGGUUGUGCUGAAGGUGAAGUUGAAAAUGCUAAAGCAAAGAAGGAUGGACAAGGUGUGGUAGAAAGUGAAGGUGGUGAAGUUGGCACUGAUUUGGCAAAAGGGGUAGAAGAGGAUCCAAAUAAAAAUAAAGAUGGAGGUGUAGAUGAUCUCGCAAGUAGUAUGAGUGUAUAUCCGUUCGCAAUUGUUGGUCAAAGAAAAUGUCAAAUCAGAACUAAUGGAUAUUGUGACGGCUGUUGA